GUUAAGAUAAUGGCGCGCAAUAAAAGCGUAGCAGUGUUCCCGGCAAAUUGUUGCAUGGCUUUAAUUUGAUCGAUCGACCCGUGCACUUGUGCGCUUCGCUACUUUGCGCACUUGGCGACGAACUCUUGACGAAGCAACGGCGCAGCAAUGACAGAGAGAGAAGCGGAAAGGCAUUACGAUAAGUACAAAAGUGGAAUCGUCUUUCUGCUUACCGUCUCGGGGAUAUGGCCGGACGUCAAGCCCAGUCCCCGAACGAAAGUCGCGACGCGCUGCCUGACCCUACUGGCUCUGUUCGCCGAACUUGCCGUGACUUUCGGCACCGUCAACUUCUGUCUGCAGAACUUGACGAACGUCGGCGCACUCGCCAUGGGGCUGGGCCCGAUGAUCUGCUUCUCCUCUGCCUUCUUCAAGACGCUGGUUAUGUUGAUUCGUCGAGAAGACGUGAUAAGACUGAAUCGCCGAUUGUCCGACCGGUUUGAAAGGGAUAUGGAGAUAAUGGAAAAUCGACCACUUCUGUUGGCGCAUUACCCUUCUUUUCAACGCUACUUCAGGUUGCAUUACUACUACACCGGGGCGAUCAUUUUGCUCGCGAUCAUUAGUCCAAUACUCGCGCUUCGACAUGGCAAAUACAUCAGGGCAUAUCCACAGCUAUUGUUCUUCGCUUAUGAACCAGAUACCAAUCACAAAAUUUCCUAUGAGAAGCUAAAAUUAAAUACGAAUUCGAUAGCCAUUUGA
Molecule: messenger RNA, 735 nt
Organism: Phymastichus coffea
Lineage: Eukaryota; Metazoa; Arthropoda; Insecta; Hymenoptera; Eulophidae
Exons: 2
Coding region: 148-735 (195 amino acids)
Source: RefSeq, a predicted model, not a curated record